CUAGCAGGAGAGCAAUAGUAUCCCCCUCCCUCCUGUUAAUUGUAGCAUGUUUUUCAGCCAUGCUUUCCAGUCACAUUCGCAGCUUGUGAGAGGGAGCAGUGCCGAAGCUCGCCGGCUGAGUGCUGUCCGUGCCGGCUGGGCAGCGCGUGCCUGCCCGCAGCGUGGGCGCCCGCAGGUCCUGGGCAGCCCCUGGGGCCACAAGGCUUGGUGCCGGGAGCGGGAGCCCCGUAUUGCCUGAGUCCCAGUGACACUGCUGGGCUCUCCACAUCACCUGCAUUCCUCACCUCAUCGCCUGCUUGGCCUCCAGCCGCCGGUCCAGCUUGCUGGCUGUGAUACCCCAGUGGGCCCUCCCCUGGGCUCCCGUGGGAGCUCUAGCAGCAUUUUGCUGGAGCCGGGGGACCUGCAGCAGUCGACGCAGCAGGAGCUGUGCGGUGCCUGGUUGGGGAUGCUGUGGGCUGCCAGGGGAAUGCCUGCCUCCCAAAGUGACUGCAACUAACUCGAGGUUGGGACUACUUCUCGGAGGAUGUCCUGUGUGUCUUCACUCUCUCCCCUCUGGCCUCACCGCAGAAUAUUUGGAGUUAUUUGCUUGCCCCUGCUGAUGGGGUACAGAGUCACAGGCCUCCAGAGGGUUAAGAGCAUCUGCCUUUAUGCCAAGUAUUCAAGCAGGAAAUAAUCUGCAGAGAUACAUGUGCAGCAAUUCAACUGCUGAUGCUCUCCCAGGCUGCUGCUGCUGCAGUUCGGUGUGUGUGAGAAGCCGCGCUGCUCGAAGAAGAUGCUAUCCUGGUCUGUCCGAAGUGCUGGGCAUGGGAGCGGAACCCCAGCUCCUGGAGCUGGGGUAAAUAUCUCCACCCAAGAGGAAUUAUGUUGACCUGCAGGCUCUGUUGGCUGGCUGAGCUGUGGCAUGGCAAAUACUGUAUCUUCCUGCACCACAGCAGCAAGUCCUCCCAUGCUUUGGGGAAGAGCAGAUGUGGAUGCUGUACUAAUGAUCUUCAUUUGAGAGAAGACAGGAGGGCAAAUUUCCUUCUGCCCUACUGAAGCAGAAAACUGCCCCGGAGAUGCUUCCAGAGAUCGAGAUGGAUGCAAUUCAAAAGGGUGACUCAGAUUAUUUACUUCUCUAGCCCAGGGGUGCUGCAGCAUCAUAUGUCAUGCCAUACUGGCUUCAAUAGUCCACUGGUGACUGCAAAAGAAUGGUGGACCUGGAAACCAGCUGGAGACUACGAAGUCUACUUUCCCUGAAGGCUGCUGGUCACUGGUCACCUUCCGCUUCAUACAAGGAAACUAGGAGAGCUCCACAUUAACUUCUGUGUGGUUUGUUUCACAAUGGAAGAUCAAAUGAUUUUCUGGCUCAGGUUUUGUGAAUUUCGGCAUCUACUUUGGACCCAAAAUUUGGAAAAGGGAUCAUUUCUGAGGCAGAGUUAAGAGACAGAUUAACCAGUACCAGAUGAUGAGCACUUUAAGUAGCACUGGGAUAUUACUCAGCUUGACAACAGUGUCUGUUACACUGGAUUUUAGUUUGCAUGGUGGUCUGAUGGCUUGGUCUUUAAGCAGCAAUUUGACUCUGAAUCAGAGUUUGCCUACAUCUGAUCCUCUUAAUGCCUCUGAGAAGGGCGAAGUCUCUCGGAUGUCGGUGAGAGAGAAGAACUGGCCAGCCCUCUUGAUCUUGGUUAUCAUUCUGCUUACCAUUGGGGGGAACAUACUGGUAAUUAUGGCUGUGUCCUUGGAGAAGAAAUUGCAGAACGCCACAAACUUCUUCCUGAUGUCCUUGGCAGUGGCAGACAUGCUGGUGGGUAUCCUGGUCAUGCCCGUGUCGCUCAUUGCAGUCCUGUACGAUUAUGCUUGGCCUUUGCCUAAACAGUUGUGCCCUAUAUGGAUUUCCCUAGAUGUGCUCUUUUCAACUGCAUCUAUUAUGCAUCUCUGUGCCAUCUCUCUUGAUCGGUAUGUAGCAAUACGCAAUCCCAUUGAGCACAGCCGCUUCAAUUCCCGCACCAAGGCUAUUAUGAAAAUUGCUGCAGUUUGGACCAUAUCCAUAGGGAUAUCUAUGCCCAUUCCAGUCAUUGGUUUGCAGGAUGACUCCAGGGUAUUCAUAAAUGGGACUUGCGUCCUCAACGAUGAGAACUUCGUCCUCAUUGGAUCCUUCAUGGCAUUCUUCAUCCCUCUCAUCAUCAUGGUGAUCACGUAUUGCCUGACCGUCCAGGUGCUGCAGAGACAGGCAACAGUGUUCAUGUGUGGAGAGGUGCCCAAGCAGAGGAGGAGCAGUGUGAACUGCCUCAAGAAAGAAAACAACACAGAGAACAUUUCAAUGCUUCACAAUCAUGAGGGGGCAUCUCACUUGAACUCUCCAGUAAAUAAGGAGGCAGUGCUUUUUCGGAAAGGAACUAUGCAGUCCAUCAACAACGAGCGAAGAGCCUCCAAGGUCCUGGGCAUCGUUUUCUUUUUGUUCCUCAUCAUGUGGUGCCCAUUUUUCAUCACUAAUGUCAUGUCUGUCCUUUGCAAGGAAGCCUGCGAUAAAGACCUCUUGAGUGAACUCCUCGAUGUGUUUGUUUGGGUGGGGUAUGUUUGCUCUGGGAUUAAUCCCCUCGUAUACACACUUUUCAAUAAAACAUACCGCAGGGCUUUUUCCAAUUAUAUCCGCUGCCAAUACAAGACUGGUAAAAAAUCAGCACUGCGACAGAAUCAGUGUCUGAAUGUUGCUUCAACAGCUUUAUAUGGGAAGGAUCUGACUUUAACUAGUUAUCGAAACGGCAAUGAACUCAACAGCAUGGAACUAGAUGAAGUUGAGGAGGGCCUUGUAAUGCAACCAGGGACUUCAGAGCUCUCCAUAAACAGCUGUAAUGUUGUAAGUGAAAGAGUGAGCUGUGUUUAAAGGUGGCUCAUGCAGCCUUUUGCUACAGUAUAUCUGUAGCCAAAAUAUAUUGUAUAAAAAUGUAAGUGUUGGUCAAAGGACAAUGUAAAUAGUGCAUUCUGAACAAAGCUUCUUUUUUUUUUUAAGAAAAAAAAAAAAAGUUGUCUUUCCAGUCCAGUACUUAAAAUCAUAUAUAUUAAUAUACUGCAGUGAAGUUUAAGGUUCUAUAUUUACUGUUAAUACUAGAUCGGAACUAUUAGUUACUUUGCAUAUGUCAUGGACAAAAUGUUUGAAUUCUUCUUCCAGUGCAUGAACAAAAAUGCUGAAUAUUUAUCUCAGGUGGCAUUUGCUGGAGUCCAGAAUGGCACGUUUAUAGUUAUAUAUCAAAUACAUGCUAUUAGACUUGGUCAGUAUAACUUUUUUUUUCCAGUUGACAGUAAAUAUAUACUUUAAAUCCUCACCUCUAUUUGUGCCGUGUAAAGACUGUACAGAAACCUGGCAGAGAGAUAGGAUGAAAGCAGCUGGCCAGACAUGUCCUGUUAAGGGUAGUGGCUCACUGCCAUACUGGGGCAAUUUUGCACUUCUAUGGACCUCUUUUAAAUUUUGACUUCCUCUCCAGCCCUGCUGCAUUCUUUCCGUUCACUAGGAGGCUCCUGCUCCCAUAAGAAAGGUGGGGAAUGCAGUUCUGGUGUGGCUUGGUGGUCCUGACUAGGAUCACUUGUACUCUUGGAGAAGAAGCAUGAGAAACAGAGCCAAUCCCCAUUAUAUGCUUUAACCGUUUUACAAAUGGAGAUCCUCAGAUUUAUAAAAAGCCCCCACUUGUUCUUACAGAUAAUCAUCUGUUAUGGGAUGGGGGAAGUGGUGCUCAGUGUGGAUGGCACUGCCUUCAGAGUUUGCUUGGAUGAUCAGAGUCUUUGGUUCACCUGGAGAAGAGUGCUCUGUCUUUGUAAGGGCUCAUCUUCUCUAUCCCCUCAUCUCUUUAGUCAUUAGCUCAUUUUGCAUUUGCUUUUAUUUUUCAAAACCCAGGGAUCUGCAGUGAUGGUGAUAAAACACAGUUAGGGUGCAGGGCAGAAGUUGCUGUGCUUAUGGCACAGGUUGGGGUCAGGCAGUGAGGUUCAGGAUACAGCUCCCAGGGGCUGCUCAGGAGAGAGGCAUAAAUGAAGGAUCCCUACAUUUUUCUCCUGUCUCAGGAGGUGAUGGGCAGAGCUGGACAGAGUAUGUGACUGGAAUCAUUUGCUGGUGAUGUCGUUCAAAAACUAAGACCAGGGACAGGAAGGAAGCAGACAUGGAAUUAUGACCUGGAGCAAGUCUACAUGGAAGAUUAAUCUGGAUUAACUUUUCAAAUUGAUUUAUGCCAUUUCACUCCCAAAGUAAAUUGUAUUAUAUCAUAUUAAAUCCACUUAUAUCUUAUUGAAAACAUCCACAUCGAGAUUUAAUGCAGUUUAACUAAUCUGCUUUUAAUUCACACCGUAAGUAAUUUGAAUUAAUUUUCUUCUGUGUUCCUGUGUAGACAAACCCUCAAAGUCACUGUGUCUUCCUGGCACAGUGCCUCUGGGGUGAUGCCUCUCAUGCAAUUUCCCUUAUGUAGAGUAUUGUCUAAUGCCAGAUCUAACCCAUAAUGUUUUUAUAUCUUCAUUAACUAAUACACAAAUGCUGCAGUCAUCCAUCUAACACAGAUGCAUUUAGCACCACUAACAGCCUCUGGCUAUGAAAAUCCUCAGAAGAGGAAAGCUUACAUUUAGCAAAAACCUUGCUAAGAGGCCAGUACUGAAACACAUUGUACGGGUUGCAUCUGCUUCUGGGCUGCUUCCAGCUUGAAACAGUGAAGCUGCUGGUCCUCUCUUUCAUUCUCUCCUGUGCAAAAUCUAUAGUACUUCCAUGCAGGCAGGCAAGGUAUCCUUAGGGAUCAUAGCUUACUGCUUUCAGAAGGCAGCAGAGAUGGACUGCAUACCAGUCUGCUGACAGUUUCACUGGCUUGAAUGCUUGGGAAUCUACCUGCCUGUCCAAAAAGGUCUGAUAACCAGCAGGAAAAGGACUAGCCAGAAACACAAACUUGUGCCUUCAGUGACUGCCCUUUGCCCUGUGUCAGAUUUGAAUAUCUCAAGCAGUAGAGAAAAAUCAGAAAGAUCGCAUUGCUUUUGUAGUUCUUCCCCCCCUCCCCUCUCUUGGGUGAAUUCAUAGCACAUCUUUUACAAACACGUAUAUGUCUGGGUGUAUAUAUAUAUGUGUGUGUGUACAUAUAUAUACAUAUAUAUAUAAAAGCCAACCACAGACUUUGAAAGCAUUUAGCAAUAAGUUGAAUUACAGUAGCUUCUCGCAUAUGUGAAUAGGUCAUAUGUGAAUAGCUCAUUUGCCACAGCAUCCUCGAACUUGGUGUAAGUCCACACAAAUGCAUUUUCUUUGCAUAGGAGCCUUCAUGUCUUACCCUUGCCAGUUCUGUUGUAUGGGCAAAAAGGGAACCUACUAUAUUUGGAUGUAAAUAAUGAGAACUGAACUGAGAAUUUACAGAAUUUUUAUAUAUGUUUUUAAGAAAUUCAGCACCAGAACUGUAAAUAUGUCAGGUGUUGCUACUCAGCUGGACCCGUUCUGAUGUAUGUUAUUCUAUAGAUAACCAGUCAAGGGGACUGCCUUAUAGAGCCUGUGUUCUCUCCCGGCCAGCGGGUGAUAACAUUUUUGUGAAUGAUUAAAUACUGUCAAUUGCCCAACUUCCUUUGGGUCAUUAACAUCAGGGUUUUGUGAUGCUGCUAUUAAUUUAUUAAAGAAAGUUUGUUGGUUUAA
Messenger RNA from Oxyura jamaicensis (ruddy duck), 5620 nucleotides. RefSeq names its product 5-hydroxytryptamine receptor 2C (gene HTR2C). The coding region runs from base 1442 to 2863 and encodes 473 amino acids. Gene Ontology annotation, biological process: G protein-coupled receptor signaling pathway, coupled to cyclic nucleotide second messenger; chemical synaptic transmission. NCBI's taxonomy places the organism in Eukaryota, Metazoa, Chordata, Aves, Anseriformes, Anatidae. Gene Ontology annotation, molecular function: G protein-coupled serotonin receptor activity; neurotransmitter receptor activity. Gene Ontology annotation, cellular component: plasma membrane; dendrite. The record is from RefSeq and is a predicted model, not a curated record. The transcript is spliced from 7 exons.